AUGCAUAUUGUUGCGUUCUUUUCGGCGCUUCUGUUCCUUGUACAGCACGUGUGGCCUUUGCCAAUUGAGUCUGACAGCCAAUCUGUUCUCGAUGUUACUUUGAUUCAAGCAGACAAUACCCAGAUCAAAGCCAUCGUGAAAAAUGUCGGUAAAGAGGAGAUUACCUUUGUGCAUCUGAACUUUUUCCGCGAUAGCGCACCGGUGAAGAAGGUCUCCGUUUAUCGAGAUGAUGCCGAAGUCCCGUUUCAAGGUAUUAAGCGACACAUUAAACUGCAAGGACUCAGCGCAGAUGCAAUCACCACUCUGGGCAUUGGGGAGGCGAUGACAGAUGAAUUUGACAUUGCCGCAACCACAGACUUGACCCGUGGAGGUUCUAUGACCCUCCAUUCCAGUGGAUUGGUCCAUCUUGUACAUGACGGAACAGUCUCCGGUCAUGUACCAUAUCGCUCUAAUCAUCUCACGAUUGAGGUGGAUGCCGGCAAGGCAUCCCAGGUCGUGAAGGCGAUCCAAACUCUUGACCGCCGCACCCGAAUGGGUUGCGACAACGACACUGUGAAAGAACAGCUCGACAAUGCGCUGGCAAAAACAUCUGCUCUAGCCGCAGCCGCGGCAGUUGCUGCUCGGAAUGGUUCCGAAUUCAAAUUCAAUGAAUACUUCAAGACCACGGACCAAUCCGUGCGAGAGGUGGUUGCAGCUCGACUUGACGCGGUUGCAAGGGAAGCCAAUUCAACUACGUCGGCUACCGAUUACUAUUGCAGUGACGAAUUUGGUUAUUGUGAGAGUAACGUGUUGGCAUACACGAUUCCGUCCCGAAACGCGAUUGCAAAUUGCGACAUAUACUACUCUUAUUUGCUUGAACUCACGAGUGCAUGUCAUCAUCAGGAUCGAGCAACCACCAGUCUGCACGAAUUCACUCAUGCUCCGGGGGUUUUCAGCCCAGGAACAGAGGAUCUGGGAUACGGGUAUGCAGCAUCAACUGCUUUGCAAAGCCGUGAGGCAGUAAUGAACGCGGAUACAUAUGCGCUGUACGCGAACGCGGUAUAUUUGGACUGCUGA
Penicillium verhagenii is the source of this 1056-nucleotide messenger RNA. RefSeq lists its product as uncharacterized. Gene Ontology annotation, biological process: proteolysis. Gene Ontology annotation, molecular function: metalloendopeptidase activity. NCBI's taxonomy places the organism in Eukaryota, Fungi, Ascomycota, Eurotiomycetes, Eurotiales, Aspergillaceae. The coding region runs from base 1 to 1056 and encodes 351 amino acids. The record is from RefSeq and is a predicted model, not a curated record. The transcript is spliced from 3 exons.